AUGUUGAUGCGUGUUUUUGUGAUUUUUCUUUUAUUUGCUUUCUGCAAUGCAUCAAAUAAUGCUUGUCAAAGUUCACAAAGUGAUUUUACAACGACAAAAAACAACGGUGAGAUUCUUUCACCGAAAGAUAUCAUUUCAACUCAUGCUGUUCCCAAUCACAUUGAAUGUUUCACGAAGUGUCAUCAACAGAAGCUAUGUGUUGCCUUCAAUUUCUUAUUUCAUGCAAAGGAACAUGAGAUAAACUGCCAAAUUACUAAUGCCAAAUUACAUGACAGCAAUUUAACGAAACUAGCCUCAGAAGGAAAAUGGACUUUUUAUCAAAGUCUACUACCGACGGAAAAAGACUGUGCAGAUCUCUACAAAAAAGGUGAAAAAAGGAACGGAGUUUAUGUAAUUGAUCCAGAUGGCCAGGGCACAUUCAGUGUCUUCUGUGAUAUGACGUCAUCUGGUGGAGGUUGGACUGUGUUUCAAAGACGUCAAGAUGGAAGUGUAAACUUCUAUCGAGGUUGGAAAGACUAUAAACAAGGUUUUGGCGAUCUGAAAGGCGAAUUCUGGCUAGGAUUGGAUAAAAUAUACCGACUAACAUCAGCCAAGAGAAAUAAACUUCGUGUUGACCUGGGAGACUGGUCAGGAAACAAAGCAUAUGCUGAAUAUGAUUAUUUUUCUGUAAAGAAUGAAAGUAAAAAAUAUCAACUAAGUCGUGGAGCAUAUUCUGGAAAUGCUGAAGAUUCAUUAUCUUAUCAUAAUGGCAUGGCGUUUACAACCAAAGAUUCAGAUAAUGAUAAACGAGGAAACUGCGCCAUUCUCCACAGUGGUGCUUGGUGGUAUAAUGCUUGUCAUGAAUCUAACCUAAAUGGACACUACUAUAGUGGAGCAUACAGCAGUUCGACUGGUGUGAAUUGGUAUUAUUGGAAAAAUAACUAUGAAUCCUUAAAGUUUACUGAGAUGAAAAUAAAACCAUGAAGAAUUUCCAAAGACUGCGAUGUUAUAAAUUUGAUCAUUAUUCCUAAUGAAACUUUCAACA
Messenger RNA from Xenia sp. Carnegie-2017, 1024 nucleotides. RefSeq names its product microfibril-associated glycoprotein 4-like. The record is from RefSeq and is a predicted model, not a curated record. Lineage: Eukaryota; Metazoa; Cnidaria; Anthozoa; Malacalcyonacea; Xeniidae.